Messenger RNA from Penicillium bovifimosum, 3708 nucleotides. RefSeq names its product C2 domain protein. NCBI's taxonomy places the organism in Eukaryota, Fungi, Ascomycota, Eurotiomycetes, Eurotiales, Aspergillaceae. The transcript has 5 exons. The coding region runs from base 1 to 3708 and encodes 1235 amino acids. Gene Ontology annotation, molecular function: lipid binding. The record is from RefSeq and is a predicted model, not a curated record.
AUGGCUUCGGGUCAGCAGCCUCAGUCCCGUCGGGUCGGGGAGCACUGGAGCGGUGCUAAUCCUAUUCCAACCAUCUCUCACUUCAUGGAACAUAUCGACGACCAAAAGAAGGAACGCGAUGUCAAGAUCGAUGAGGAAAACAGAGCCAAAAAGGAACAGGCAGCACAGAAAAAAGCGCAGGGACAAGCAGGAAAGAAGCAGGAGAAGCAGGAGAAGCCAGAGGAAAAAGAUGGAGAGGCUGUUACUCAUCAGCCACGCGACGUCUCGCAGGCCAAGAUCCGCACGGUAACAGACCCAACCACGGGCAAGGAGAUUGGAGUUGAAGAUCAAGACGAGACAGCCAUGGACGCUGUCAAGAAUCCAAUGUUGACCGUUCCAAAUGCAAAUCUUGGAAAAGAGACAGACGUCCAAACUAGCGCCAACCAAGAUCUUGGAGACUACAAAGAAAGCCAGGAUGUCACUGCGCCCCCAGAUCCUAUCGCCGAGGGCACAACCUCCGACGUUCCCAUUCGAGGAGAGAAGACGAAUGUCCUCUUCCACCCCACACCAACUGUUUCAUAUCAGCCCAUGUUUAAGGCUUUGGAGAAACGUGCGACAGCAUUGUGUAUUGGUAUACUCGUCGCCGUUAUUGUACUGGGACGAACAUUUGGAGGAUCUCUCUGGGGGCUUAUUCCCCUGGCCUUCUGCAUCUCGAGUGCCGUAUGGUUGUGGGCUCAGGAAGUGAUUCGUAGUGGUCGCGAAGUGGAGUGGAGUAGUGAGCAUAUCCGAGGACAGAUGGCCACUGCCAACCUCCUCCCUGAAUCCGUGGAGUGGAUGAACAGCUUUCUCGCUGUCCUGUGGGGCCUCGUUAAUCCGGAGAUGCUUACACCUGUGGCCGACACAAUUGAGGAUAUCAUGCAAGUAUCUGCACCUAAGGUUGUCGAGAAUGUUAGAAUCGCCGAAAUCAGCCAGGGUAACAACCCCCUUCGGAUUCUGAGCAUGCGAGCUCUACCCGACGAGCACGUGCAGGACUUGAAGGACAAUGUUCACGAGGAGAACAUGAAGAACAAGGACCCGCAGGAAGCUGCUGCUGCUGAAGAAGGUGGAAGCUAUUAUAAUAUGGAAGCCGCCUUUGCCUAUCAUGCAAAGCCAACAGAUCAGACUGCGUCUUCCAAGGCACGCAACAUGCACAUGCAACUUGUUUUCUAUCUUGGUGUUCGAGGCCUGUUCGGUGUGCCAUUCCCCGUAUUCGUCGAGCUGAUCGAAUUUGUUGGAACAGUCCGCAUGCGCUUCCAAAUGAUGCCUGAAGCACCGUUUAUGAAGGACGUGACUUUUACUUUGGUCGGAAUUCCUCAUGUUAAGGCGGGUUGCAUGCCAAUGGUCCGAAAGGGAGUGAACAUUUUGAAUCUACCAUUGAUCUCCAACUUUGUCAACUCCGCCAUCGCCACAGCAUGUGGCAUGUUCGCAGCGCCCAAGUCAAUGACCAUGGACCUUGGUAUGAUGCUGACAGGAGACGACAUUCACAAAGACACAUUAGCCCUGGGUGUUAUGUGGAUCCGUAUUCACCGUGCAGUCGGCUUGAGUAAACAGGACGCUCGCGGUAGCGAGGGUGGCGGCAGCGAUCCGUACAUCAACCUAUCCUUCUCAAAGUACGGCAAGCCCAUGUACUGCACACGUGUGAUUACGGAUGACCUCAACCCCAUUUGGGAAGAGACUGCUGCUCUUCUCGUGACACCAGAAUUGAUCAAGGCCGACGAAAACCUGAGUAUUGAGCUCUGGGAUUCUGACCGCAAUACUGCCGAUGAUAUAGUCGGCAAGGUCGAGAUACCCAUCCGCGAAAUGCUCCAGCACCCCAGCCGGAUGUAUCCCCAGGUUUCAAAACUUAAGGGCAUGGAUGAAGGCAGCGAGAUGCCGGGAGAGCUACACUGGGAAGUUGGGUACUUCGGAAAGCCCAAACUCCGUCCAGAGCUACGCACCGAUGGCAAGAAGAAAGACCUUCCUGAGAACUUCAAGGGCAAUCCCACCUUCGAAGAUGAGAAGGGUAACAUCAACAACGACGAGGAGGAUGCCGUGGUCCACACUCCGCCUGACCCUAUUUGGCCUAGCGGUAUCGUUCACAUCGUUGUUCACCAAAUUGUCAACCUCCAAAUUUCCAACAUCAAGGGUAGUGACGGAAACCGGAAGGGCAAGGAGUGGGAACCAGCGAAGGCAUCAGGCGAGAACACAGAGGAGCAGGGAGACGAUUUGCCAACCAGUUACUGCAAGGUGUUGCUGAAUGACCAACUGGUAUAUCGCACUCGUGCAAAGGCUGUCAGCUCCAAUCCUAUCUUCAAUGCAGGGACUGAACGUUUUGUACGCGAUUGGCGCUCGGCUAUCGUUACCAUCACCGUGCGAGAUCAGCGCUACCGUGAACACGACCCUAUCCUUGGCGUCGUUCCCCUCAAGCUGUCCGAUAUCCUCCAGACUAGCUCGCAGGUUACUCGCUGGUAUCCUCUCGAUGGAGGUAUUGGCUUCGGUCGCAUCCGUGUUUCCCUCCUGUUCCGCCACGUGGAGACCAAGCUGCCACCUCAAAUGCUUGGCUGGGACGUCGGCACCUUCGAAUUCGCCGGACAGCAGAUCACCGCGAAGAACUUUGGUCGACAGGCGAAGAUCAGGUUGCGCACUGGUGGCAGCACUGGCAAGCUCACCCGGCACCACUGCCAGUUGCAGGGAGAUGAUGCAGUAUACGACACAUCUGACGAAUCCUUCCGCGAAUCACUGCGCAUGCCCGUGAAGCACCGAUACCGCUCUCCCGUUGUAUUCGAAUUCCACACCCAGGGCAAGCGAGGAGCAGCAGCUUAUGCUACGUUGUGGCUCCAGCAUCUGGUCGAUAAUGAAGAGACGGAUAUCGACAUUCCCAUUUGGACAACCAAGAUGGGUACCCGUUUGACACAGAACUACAUUACCGAGGAGAACUGGAAAGCCAAGGAGACACCUGGACUGGAGGAUCUGAAAGAGGUGGGCCGCUUGCAAUUCCGCUGCAAGUUCUCGCCGGGUAUUGACGAGUCACACGAGCGGUUCGUCGUUGACAACGACUCCCGUGAGACCUUCGAGACCUGGGAAGCGUGCAUGUCACAGGGCGUCCGCUCCCGCACUGUGGACAUCGAAGUCCCCGAAGAGGUGCAGGAAAAGCACGACAAGUCCUUGAUCGAUGGACGCGAUGUCUUGAAACAAGCCUCACCCGCUGAGCGUCGCAAGUGGGUCGACCGCACGGGCCACGACUGGAGCGGUGCCUUCGGCCAUGACCCGCGUGCCUACGUAGAUUCCAGUGGUCGCAAGGUCGCCGAGCCCGGCCGAGAUGAUCCUCGGCAUGACCCGUACACUCCGCCCCCGCUGAGUAGUCAACCUUCGACUACGCCCAAACUGGAAAACGAACACAAUGGAGAGGAAGAUGAGGAUACUUCCGACUCAGAGAAUGAGGACUCCAGCUCCUUGUCUGCGGGGCCCUCGACAGUCACCAGCAGCGAUAGAUCUGGGCCUUCAUCGCAGGCUAGCAUGUCCACCAGCGAGAUCAACAAGGCCAAUAAACGCAGCGAGCAGCGACAGCAGCGUGGUAUGAUGCAGUGGCGUCCUGCUCGGAAUGCUGCUUUUGCGAAGGAUGAGGCCAAAUUUGCGCUUCGGAAGAUGAAGAAGAAGAUCGGAAUGGGUGAUCUCACUGGUCGUGAGCCGGAUGUCGAGACUGAGACUUAA